AGUGCGGCCCUAGUGCUGGCUGCGGCGGCCUGGAACCGGUUGGCUGGGACCUGACACCGCCUGCAAGCUGCAGGUUGCUUCUAUAACUGGAUCACGAGUUUGCUGCACAAAGUACCAUGUCUCGAUCCCGGCAGCCCCCACUUGUAACAGGCAUCUCUCCAAAUGAAGGAAUACCUUGGACCAAAGUCACAAUUAGAGGGGAGAACCUGGGUACUGGUCCCACUGACCUCAUAGGCUUGACAAUUUGUGGACAUAAUUGCCUCCUCACGGCAGAAUGGAUGUCUGCGAGUAAAAUUGUCUGUCGAGUGGGACAAGCCAAAAAUGACAAAGGAGACAUUAUUGUCACAACUAAGUCAGGGGGUAAAGGAACCUCAACUGUCUCUUUUAAGCUACUCAAGCCUGAAAAAAUAGGCAUUUUAGAUCAGUCUGCAGUGUGGGUGGAUGAAAUGAAUUAUUAUGAUAUGCGGACUGACAGGAACAAAGGGAUUCCUCCCUUGUCUCUCCGUCCUGCGAAUCCUCUUGGCAUUGAAAUUGAGAAAUGUAAACUUCCUCAGAAGAACUUAGAAGUGUUAUUCCAUGGCAUGAGUGCUGAUUUUACAAGUGAGAAUUUUUCAGCAGCCUGGUAUCUCAUAGAGAAUCACUCCACCACCAGUUUUGAGCAGCUCAAGAUGGCGGUCACCAACCUCAAAAGGCAGGCCAACAAGAAGAGUGAGGGUAGUCUGGCAUAUGUGAAGGGCGGCCUCAGUACCUUCUUUGAAGCUCAAGAUGCUCUCUCAGCUAUCCAUCAAAAACUAGAAGCAGAUGGAACUGAAAAAGUAGAAGGAUCCAUGACACAGAAAUUGGAGAAUGUCCUCAAUAGAGCAAGUAACACCGCUGACACAUUGUUCCAAGAAGUAUUAGGUCGGAAAGACAAGGCAGAUUCCACUAGGAACGCCCUCAACGUACUUCAGCGAUUUAAAUUUCUCUUCAACCUUCCUCUCAAUAUUAAACGGAAUAUUCAAAAGGGGGAUUAUGAUGUAGUUAUUAAUGAUUAUGAAAAAGCCAAAUCGCUCUUUGGGAAAACGGAGGUGCAAGUUUUCAAGAAAUAUUAUGCUGAAGUAGAAGCAGGAAUUGAAGAUCUAAGAGAGUUACUUCUAAAGAAAUUGCUCGAGACUCCAUCAACCUUACAUGACCAGAAGCGCUACAUAAGGUAUCUUUCCGACCUCCAUGCACCUGGUGACCCUGCUUGGCAGUGUAUUGGAGCUCAGCACAAGUGGACCCUCAAGCUCAUGCAAGACUGCAAAGAAGGCCACAUGAAGAGCCUAAAAGGUCACCCAGGCCCGCACAGCCCCAUGCUCGACCUAGACAACGAUGUGCGCCCCUCGGUGUUGGGCCACCUCAGUCAGACAGCGUCACUGAAGAGGGGGAGCAGCUUUCAGUCUGGCCGAGAUGACACAUGGAGGUAUAAGACUCCCCACAGAGUGGCAUUUGUUGAAAAAUUAACCAAGCUUGUGUUAAGUCAGCUGCCUAACUUCUGGAAACUCUGGAUUUCAUAUGUUAAUGGAAGUCUUUUCAGUGAGACGGCUGAGAAGUCAGGCCAGAGUGAAAGAUCAAAGAAUGUGAGGCAGAGACAAAACGAUUUCAAGAAAAUGAUUCAAGAAGUAAUGCACUCCCUGGUGAAGCUGAUCCGGGGAGCCCUGCUUCCACUCAGCCUCCGAGAAGGGGAUGGGAGGCAGUAUGGCGGCUGGGAGGUGCAGGCAGAGCUUUCGGGGCAGUGGCUCGCACACGUUAUCCAGACCAUAAGGCUAACAUAUGAAUCACUGACCGCCCUGGAGAUUCCCAAUGACAUGUUACAGAUUAUCCAGGACCUAAUUUUGGAUCUCCGAAUACGUUGCAUAAUGGUGACAUUGCAGCAUACGGCCGAAGAGAUAAAGAGAUUAGCUGAAAAAGAAGACUGGGUUGUUGAUAAUGAAGGACUGACUUCCCUACCAUGUCAGUUUGAACAGAGCAUUGUUCACUCCCUGCAGUCCUUGAAGGGUGUUGUCGAUUGCAAACCUGGAGAAGCCAGCGUCUUUCAACAGCCUAAAACGCAGGAGGAGGUUUGCCAGUUAUGCAUCAAUAUCAUGCAGGUUUUUAUAUACUGCCUGGAACAACUGAGCACCAAGCCUGAUGCAGACAUAGAUACUACUCAUCUUUCUGUUGAUGUUUCUUCUCCUGAUUUGUUUGGAAGCAUCCAUGAAGACUUCAGUUUGACUUCAGAGCAGAGGCUUUUGAUAGUCCUGAGUAAUUGCUGCUAUUUAGAACGUCACACCUUCCUAAACAUAGCAGAACAUUUUGAAAAACACAACUUCCAGGGAAUAGAGAAAAUAACACAGGUUAGCAUGGCAUCGCUGAAAGAACUGGAUCAACGACUCUUUGAAAAUUACAUUGAGCUAAAAGCAGAUCCCAUUGUUGGAUCCUUAGAACCUGGGAUCUACGCAGGCUACUUUGAUUGGAAGGACUGCCUGCCUCCGGCAGGUGUCAGAAACUAUUUAAAAGAAGCAUUGGUGAAUAUAAUUGCUGUGCAUGCAGAGGUAUUCACUAUUUCCAAGGAACUGGUGCCACGGGUCUUGGCCAGAGUGGUAGAAGCAGUCUCUGAAGAGCUGAGCCGGCUGAUGCAGUGCGUCUCAUCCUUCAGCAGAAAUGGAGCACUGCAGGCCAGACUUGAAAUCUGUGCUCUGAGGGACACUGUAGCCAUUUACCUGACCUCGGAAAGCAGAUCUCCACUAGCCAGAUGGACCUCAUGCCUCCCAGGGCCCCUGAAUGCUCACACCAUCACCCUUGCCUUGCUCAGCCUCUCCUGCCAACCCAGGAUACAUAGUACAUUGGAGACUAGUAUGGCCUAUAGUAUGAGACCCUAUUCCAAAGAAGGAGAAGAAUUCAAUAACCUGAACAGCCUCUAAAACUCUCAGAAACCUGAGGCAGGAGGAUCACAAGAUUGAAGCCAAUCUAGGUUUUAUAGCAAGACCUAAAGAAGGGAGAAUAAAAGAAGAAUCAGAUGUACUGGGAGUCCCAGCCCCUCUCAUCUUCUCCCACUACAGGAAUGGCCCUGUUCCUGGCAGUAACAGGAAGCUCGCCUAGAACAUCAGAGGGAAGCACAGCAUCCCAGGUUCACUAGGAAACAACUGAGGUGCCCAUUGUGGCCACCAGGCCUAGGUCCUACCACCACAGAGCCUGGGAAGAGACUUAUGCUGGGAACCAGCUGGGAGCUGGAGUGAGGAACACCUAGGUCAGGUACUCUACUUCCGUCCAACUUCCCCAGAGAGAACGUCUUGCACUCUGCCGAGGCAAACUUCCAUUCACAUUACAGUUUUGUCAAGCAAAAUCUCCUUUGCUUACUGUGAAAUCCCUGCCUUUCUUUUCCGUGCUUCCAGCCCGUGGAUCUCAGUCACCUCUUAAAUAAUUCAUAAUACCUGUCACCCAAGGCUAGGAGCCACAGCAGAGGAGUGAAGGCCAAAUCCCUUGUGGAUGAUGAAUCUCUCUCCUGCUCCCAUGCGGAAUCUCUGUGACACCCAGAAGAGACGUUUAAGAAUUCCAUAAGCUUGAUGAGCUGUGUAAAAGCAGCAGCUGUGUUUAUUAUCAAUUAUUAUUAUUAUUAUUAUUUGCUUAGAAAAUGAAAGGCAAACGGUCUAAGACUAAAAGAUCGACUGUUAAGGGCCAUGCAGCACCUAUAAAUGGAGUGUGUUUAUCCCAGCAAAAAUAGACAGAGCAAUUGUAUGUUACAAAGGUCCCAGAGGUGGGACCCAGAGGAAAGGGUUUACUGGCUCACUCAUUCCAGUCAUCCUCUAUCACUGGAGGAAGUCAGAGCAGGAACUCAAGCAGGAACCUGGAGGCAGGAGCUGAAGUCCAAAGAAAGCCCGCUUCCUGGCUGCCCUCCGUGUCUUGCUCAGCUUCCUUUUUAGAGAACCCAUGACCACCAGGCCAGAGGUGGCACCACCCACAGUGGGGAGGGCCCUGGCCCUCCCACAUCAAUCAUGAAUCAAGAAACUGUCCCCACAGACUUGCCUCCAGGACUGCCUAAUGGAGGCACCGUUUCAGUGAAGGUUCCCUCUUCCCAAAUUAUUCUAGUUUAUGUCAGGUUAACAAAAACUGGUGUGAGUUGGAUGUCCCUUGAGGGUCCUUGUGAUUAACUGCCUGGUUUCCAGGGUGGAGCCAUUUGUAAAUGGUAGAACUUUUAGGAAGUAGGACCCAGUGUGAGGUUCUUCCAUCAGGAAGAUAUGCCCCAGAAGGGACUGUGGGAUCUCAGCUCCUCCCUAACUUCCCGUGGGAGAUGUAAACUUCCCACACACAUGCACACACAUGCUCAAGUUCCUCCAAUCUGAUGUGACUGUAGAAGGAGUUCUUCUCCAGACAUGAGCUGAUGCAAGCCACAGCCCACACCUCCAAGACUGAGCUAAAUCAACUGCCCCGGGUAUUUUAUUGCAGUACUGAAAGCUGACUAAUGCUUUGAGCUGACUGAUGCAGCCAACCUAAAUGUCAGCAACAGACAAUUAAGAAACAAAGUGCGGUGCUUAGUAACACGGGUUCACUGUCACACAGUCUUGGAAGACCUUUUAUUUUACAAGUGAACAGCAAAAUUGCAUUUAUACUGAGAUUGCAGCCAACACAUGAAUAUGCACAGGCAUUGGAAGCGUCCAAAGAAGCUUUUGUUCUUUGGUGGGAUGUUCAGGAGCCCUUCCCAAGAGGGGUUGUACUGAAGAGCCCCGCCCCAGGGCAUGUGGUGCUGAGGAGCCCCACCCCCAGGACAUGUGAUACUGAGGAGCCCCACCCCCAGGACAUGUGAUGCUGAGGAGCCCCACCCCCAGGACAUGUGGUGCUACUGAGCAGGAGGCAGAGAGGGAGAAGAGCUUCUAGCUUUCCAUGUGUUGCUUCCUCCACUGCACUCUCUGAUGUCCCAGCACUAAGGGGGCAGGGUGCCCAUGAGAAACAGGUCCAUCCUCCUGGACCUUAGGCCUUAGUUAUAAUUACCGUGCAGUUGUAACUUGUGAACUACAUACAAUCCACAAUGACCACCACCACUACCACCACCUCGGGAUUUCCUUCACAAUCACUUAAGUAUCUGAUCAGGAAACAAAUAUGGUUGACAUAGAGGCUUAGAAGCUAUGGAGGUGACUAUGUGGCAGAACGCUUCAAGAGAAUUGAGGGAGAUCUGUUUUGUAAGGCAUGUGAUCUCUGGCUCUGAAUUGUUCCUAGAGGUCUAAAAAUAGGACUGUGCAUAAAUGGUUCAUUGACCAGUGCUGGAUUCAUCGGAGGGGAGAGGUCAUCCACGGUUGAUCCUAUUGUGAGUGUGUGUGGUGGGGGAGUGACAACAAUCAGGGCCACUGUGUUUUCUGGGAGGCUUGACAAGGUCCACAUCCAAACUCAGGAAUCCCUCCCCUGGAGCCCAGGACUGUCCCUGCAUAUGGGUGGCCUCCAUGUGUCACUGAGCCUGGGUGCUGACAACCCUGGGUCUUUAGAAGCAUAUGCAGAGGAGGAGGCAGGCUAACCAAGGGACUAGGAGGCAUGAUGGCAGAUGGAGUGUGUGUGUGUGUGUGUGUGUGUGUGUGUGUGUGUGUGUGUGUCCAGGAGAAAGCUAUAACAACCUGUCACAGUGAAUCAGUAAAGGGAAAAUCAGCUGUUCUUGACAGCCUAGCUCAUGUCCCAGGCCUGGGCCCCUCCCAGGAGUGGGGCCAGGUACUCUGGCACAUCUCCUCUGUUCUGAACCUGCAUCCUGACUGCUCCCACACAGACUGUGACUCAUCAGUCAGUCCAUCCAGAGACAGUGGUCCAGAACUUCCCUGUGGAACAUGGAAGAGGCCACAUUUCUUAGUUGUUGCCAGGCAAACCAGGACAGAUGACUACCCUACCCUUAUGGGAGAGCCUUCUGGUGCCAUACCACGAUGUUGAUAGAGUUCCUAGACAAAAAAACUGCACAUGGUGGCCACCUGCAGUCUGAAGGGAGAUGCUGUAACCUUCCUGACAGCUUUGCAGACACCUCUGCCUUCCAAAUCUCUCACUGUUAGAGUACUGAGCAGGCGCAUAGCAGCGUUGGAGGGGGAGCUUGAGGUGUGGGAUGAGCAGGCUGGGCCAGCUGAGUGGGCUGAGGGAAGAAGGGGAGAGGCAGGGACUGAGGUGUGAGCUGGUAGCAGGCAGGCUCCUCCAGUAUAUUACUCAUGUGUGUGCCCUUGGCAAGGGGAAGGAAACACUGGCACACUGUGCACCCACAUGAGACGACACAAGUCACUUCCUCUCACAUGCUGCCUGCCGUAGUAGGUGACUGAGGGAGCUACACUUCAGAAAUAUGAAGUCUUUCCAUGAUGUCUGUAAACAGCUGAGACUAUCCAGAAAGGGGAAUGAAGCUAUAGAUAAUAGCCUCUUGAGUGGCCUGCAGCCUCCUGGCUUCUGUAGGCAGUAGUAGGCUGGGAUGGGAUGCUGGAAUCCAAUGUGAUGGUAGAUGGGAAGGGCUAGGAUGGGGCGGGAUAGAGUGAGGUGGGGUGGGGUGGGAUGAAGAUGGACACCUUCUGGCUGGCCUGGAGUUUGGGGCAAAGACUGUUUUGUUUAUUAGGAAGAUGAGACAAGAAGCAGAAAUCUCAGCAGACAGGACAGAGCCCCCACGCAGGGAAGUUUGGUCCCAAGUGUGCCCGCAUUACCGAGCCUGUCUGUGGUUUGUAGUGUAGCAUCCCUUCUGUGAACCACAGAUAAAGGAUGGAAACUCAGCUGCAUAUGAGAUGAUGUGAGGGAAAGGUGUCUGACUGACUGGAAAGUGCUGGACAGAUGCCAGAUGCUUCAUGGCUACCUCAGCCACAGGUCAGAGGCCACAGGUCACAGGUAACAGAGGGGUGUUUAUCACACAGCCCUGGCCACUGCUGUGUCUCCAUGUGGCUGCAGUGAGAUGGUCUUGCACAAUAGUUUUCAGCAAGCUGACUUCUGAGAACAGCUUCUACAACACCCUCUCCUCAGGCUCCACAGUUUCCAAGGCCCAGUCUGGCAGGAGUGACCUAGCUACACCCUGUCAGCCUAUCAUCAGGAUUCUUCUGGGACAUUUUGGUUUCCUUGUGUUUUCUAAUAUUGUCAGAUAUCCAGUCUUACAUUGGGGCCGUUGCAUGGGCUUGCUGCAUAUGCAAAGAACAAAAAAAUCUUAUUGUCAGUGCCAGUGGAUUGGUGAACGUGCUUGGCGCUUUACUUCAGGAAACAGGAAGUCAUUUUCCUUCCUGCUAGAUUCAGAUAAACCUGAAAUAAAGAAAAAUGAUAGAUAUUAGGAUACUUUAAUUGCUUUGUGCAUCUCUGUUACAUAAGAAGUAGGCUCUGUACUUUAAAAUGGGUUUCCUGCUUGGCAUGAUGUCUAGCCUGUGUUCCAAGGGACAGAGGGGUAGGAGUCACGAACUCUGGCCAUGAGUAGAAAGAAUGGACGAGUGAUGGGUGACUCUCCCCGCUAGAUUAGUGGUGGUGGAGGGGGGUGGGGACAGGGAACGUGACCAGUGAUUUAAAAGUGCUUUCUGCAGUAAGCUUAAAGUCUGUAAAAUGUAAGCUGUGUGAGGCGUGUGUGGCAUCCUGGGACCGCUGCUGCUGUACACUUCAAAAAUGGCUAAUGAUGUCACAACUGUUUUCACAAAAAUAGAAUCAAAUCCAGGAGACAGGACUCAGCUCAGUCUGCAGUUUGUAGCCCCAGUAAGCUGUUGGAUGCUGGCCUUUCCCUCACAACAUCAUUAUGACAGUCAUAAGGAAGGGGAGGCCAAGGCAUUGAGCUCUUUGCCACACACCCCGGACCCACCAACCCAGGGAGUGGGCAUGCAAACAGGAGUGUUUCUAAAGGACAUCAGUGGGCCUUUGUUAACUCCUUCAUGGAGAAACAUGCAUAACCUCUGUGCUGCUUCAUACAUGUGUAAGCAUGUACUAUCCAUGUCCUCAAGUCCACUACACGCACACCCUCCUUCCAAAGAAGGACAAAUGAGGGCAUGAAGACCACACAGUCAGGGUGCCAGAGAUGAACUCGGGCUCCCCAAACAAUCCAGGUGACCUCUCUCUCCUUCAUCUGUCAAGAGGGAUGGUUGAAAUAGGACCUUCACACCAACCAGCUUCAAUAAAUCUAUUAACGUCUCUCA
Molecule: messenger RNA, 8099 nt
Organism: Mus musculus (house mouse)
Lineage: Eukaryota; Metazoa; Chordata; Mammalia; Rodentia; Muridae
Gene: Exoc2
Product: exocyst complex component 2
Exons: 28
Coding region: 117-2921 (934 amino acids)
Biological process (GO): Golgi to plasma membrane transport; regulation of entry of bacterium into host cell; exocytosis
Cellular component (GO): exocyst; cell periphery; Flemming body
Molecular function (GO): protein kinase binding; small GTPase binding
Source: RefSeq, marked validated